Messenger RNA from Mugil cephalus (flathead mullet), 5210 nucleotides. Its product is annotated as sprouty-related, EVH1 domain-containing protein 2-like. The transcript has 6 exons. Gene Ontology annotation, molecular function: protein kinase binding. Bases 575 to 1966 code for a protein of 463 amino acids. Gene Ontology annotation, biological process: multicellular organism development; negative regulation of MAPK cascade. NCBI's taxonomy places the organism in Eukaryota, Metazoa, Chordata, Actinopteri, Mugiliformes, Mugilidae. Gene Ontology annotation, cellular component: membrane. The record is from RefSeq and is a predicted model, not a curated record.
CCCUCCCUCCCCCGGCGUCGUUGGAACAGUUCGGCCGCCUGCAAUCCAACAUGGAGUAGAUAGAGAUGGGGCUCUAGCGGGGCCACCCCUCGGUAACAACAGCGACGACGCGCUUUUUACGCACAACUGGAACCGGAGUCGUCGGUGAAAACAUGCGCCUUAGGACUUAAAAACGGAGCGUGUGCGUUGUGUGUCCGUGUGUGUGCGUGAGUGAGUGUGUGUGUUUGGGGAGGAGGGGGGGUGAGAGAGAGAGAAGAUUCGGCUACUAAAUUGUCCGUGUAGGCUACGUUAUCUUCUGAAGGUGAUGGGGGUAUUGUAGUUAUAGAAAAGGGAGACGUCCGCGAUCCAGAAGAAAAAUAUUGGCUCCUUCGGGUGGGAGAGGAAGAGGGAAAAUUGAGGAAAAAGAAGACGGAGGCGCAGCCAGUCGAAGGCAAGCCAAAGAGCCGACACUCGCACAAAGGCGCAGGGGGGAUUUAUGCGGAAUUGGAGACGGAAUCGGAGGAGCCGCGGUGAAAGAAUGACGAGCGAAAAGUAUGCAACCGCCGCGGUCCAUUACCUGAGGUGAAACGAGAAAAUGAUAGAAGAAACACACCCAAACGAUGACAGCUACAUCGUGCGUGUGAAAGCGGUGGUGAUGACGCGGGACGACUCGAGCGGUGGCUGGUUGGCUCAGGAUGGGGGAGCUCUGAGCAGGGUGGGGGUGUGCCGCCUCGUGCCAACGGAGUUGGCGCCCAGCAACUCGCAGUUCCUCAUCCGUGGCGAGCGGCUUCGGGACAAACAGGUGAUCCUGGAUUGUCCGCUGAGGAAGAAUCUGGUGUACACCAUAGCGACGCCCACGUUUCACCAUUGGAAAGUGGAGGACAGGAGGUGCGGCCUGUCCUUUCAGAGUCCAGCAGACGCCAGAGCUUUCGACAGGGGGGUACGGAAAGCGAUAGAGGACCUGGCUGAAGGCUCCACAACGUCCUCUACAGCACUCCAGAAUGAGGGCGAGCUGGGUGACGACGACGUCUUCACUAACACCACAGACAGCUCAUCCAACUCCUCCCAGAAACUGGAGAGCUCUCUGCAGCCGCUCGACUCCUCGCCCCUUCCGCAGAGACACAAGGGCAUGCUGGGACAUCGCCUCGACCUCCACGACCCCUACCGGCUCUCAGACCACUACUACUUGGACCAGCCGUUGUCUCGGAUUCCCCGCCACGUCACCUUCGAGGAUGAGGAAAUCGUCCGCAUCAACCCCCGGGAGCGCAGCUGGGAGCGAACCACAGAGCGCCACUAUGGACGCCAUUCGGACCGGCCCUGGCUCACCGGCUACGAGGACUACCGCCACGCCACCGUGCGGGACAAAUUCAUCCAAAUGGACGAGUCCGAGUCCUACGUCCACUUCUCCAAGACGGAGGCGCAGAAGCACGACUACACCUACCCGCUGGCACCGCCCCUGUCGCCCUCAAACUCUGACCCCGCCCUCGGACCCUUGACCAGUAAGGGCCACGGCGGCGGCUCCUCCUUUCGCCACGGCUUCUCCCCCGUGGUCUCGUCCCAGCCCCGCUCCUUUCUCCCGAGCUCCUCCCCGUCCACCAACGGUGGGAAGGGGAGGAAGGACGACGGGAUGGAGCGCGCACAGUGCGAGCACUGCGGCGAGGCCUUUUACGUCUCAGACAACCGGAGAGGGCGGUGCCAGGAUGCUCCAGACCCCGUGCGGGCGUGCAUCCGGCGGGUCAGCUGCAUGUGGCUGGCAGACACCAUGCUCUACCACUGCAUGUCCGACCCCGAGGGGGACUACUCAGACCCCUGCUCCUGUGACGGGGGAGAGGGCAGCGGGGGAGGCCGGUGCGGCACGCGCUGGUUAGCUCUAAUCGGCUUGUCUCUGGUGGCGCCCUGCCUCUGCCUCUACCCGCCUCUCCACACUUGCCACCGGGCGGGGCUGACAUGCGGCUGCUGCGGAGGCCGACACAAGGCCCUGAGCUGAGCAGCUGUGCUUGGAGGCCUCUCAGAGGAACAAACCUAUACCCAACGCAAGCACAGGGAAAGGGAAGGAUGGGGAAACACACAGAAGGGACAAGUGGUCAUGGCUGCUCACUCUCUUGCCUUGGUUUCUCUGGGUUUCUCUACAAAUUCCAGACACUGAAAUAAGCCAAAAAAAAAAAAGCUGUUGCAUUUUCUGAACGGCCUGGGAAGAUAAGCUCCCCCUUAUGGCAGACAGUUCUCUCAGCUCUCCACGUGGCCAUUUCAUGCUCUGUUUCUAGUGAGAGAGCACUCUUUUUCAGGGGGCCUUUUUUUAUAACUGACCUAUAUGUCAUGUAUCACAUAUGCAGGUACUUUAUAUUGUUAUAUUUGUACACUGACUCGGCGUCAAAGAACUUGAAUUGUUUCUUGGUUCUGUUUUUUUUUUUCCUUCCUUCGAUGUUAGCGUGGCCAUUUUGUUUAUAUUCUAUUCCAAUAUCAGGCCCGCUCAACUCCAGCUACAAGAGAAAUCAGACACUACACAUCUUUGCGCGUGUGUGCGAGUGUGCGUGCGUGGAUGGUGUUUGUGCAUGCUUACGAUGCGCGCCGAGGCCUUCGUGUUGUCCGUGCUGCGGCUCAUAGUAAAGCUCGUGUAUAUAGUCCACAUAGCUCUCCGACUCCAACAUCUUGUUUGUUCGCCGAAACAAACGCGGUACUCAUCUUAAUCUUUUUUUUUUUUUUUUCCCUGAUAUCCCAAAGAUUCAUGUUUUUAUCCUAUUUAUUUUCUCACUGAAUUGAUCUACCAGCAGCAAAACGGGGUGCUGGGUCGUGAUUCGCUCACAGAACGAGACGGUGCCUCAAGUCUCAAGCAUCCGUCUCCCCGCUCCUUUCACGUGAUUUCAAACAGUGCCUAGAAAAAAAAAAAUUCAAAAAUCACCUAAACCAGGAACCCUUCGAGUCUUAGAAUCCCAGUCAGAUUAUUGGCUCCUUUUACGUCACAUACACUUGAAGCAGCGUGAGAUUUUAAGGCUCCGAUCUUUGCGGAAACCUCUGCCAACAUUCUGCGUCCCGCCGAGGACCGAAAAGCCUGACGGACACAGUUGAAAUUGGUGCCUGCAUUGCCUUAAAAUAUGGAGUCCUGCUCCCGACUUGACCCGUCCCCCUGAAGAUGUCUGCUAUAGUUAAAAGCGUGGUUACGGCUUCCCAAGCAAUCAGCCCUCACCGUGUACUCUUUUAAACUAUUUUUGUAAUAAAAAUGAAAAAGAACUCUUAAAAAGGUUCUGGUUAAGCGUAGUUCGCCUGCGACGUACAAUCACCUCCCCCUCUUUGAGCUAUCGCAGUUCUCCAGGACACACCGGUCACGUAUGUGCGACAGUAAAAGCCCGACUAAUGCUUUAAUUCAUCAGAUUAGUUGAGAUCUGUGUUCGGAAUCAUUUCAAACCUCCUCCUUAGAAGACUCAUCGCAUGGCCACAAUGACACUGGACGUGUCAAAAAUCAUUUCUAAAUGAUAAAUAAAAUCAAUCAAAUCACAGCUAAGUCAUCUUUUUUUCUACCAACAUUCUAAAUUAUUUUUAAUUUUAAGAAAAUCCACCUAGUUAGAUUUGAAACUUAACACUGCUGCACAUGAAACUAGCGCAGAUGGGGUUAGCUUAGCCUAGCAUAAACACUGGAGACGCAUUGGAGACAGCAAAUCUGGCUCUGUCAAAAUUUAAUAAAACCCGCCCUUCAGCGGCUCUGAAGCUCGCUAGCAAAAAUGUUCAUAUAUUCCAGGUUUAAAUUGUGCAAAAACCAAAGUGUAAAAUGAAGAAGUUUUACUGAAGGUUGUGCGAGUCUCCGCUCAUUAUCCAAAUGAGAUGUAAUCUUUAAAUUAUUGAAGCCGUUUCAUUUUGAACAGACCCAGGCUUGCCUUUACCCCCUGUCUGCGCUUGUUACGUGGAGCUGAAUUUACCGAGAGCACCCCUCCAAACGUUUCCAAGUGCUCCUUUAAGGCCACACUAUGUUGCUGAAGAUCAACAUGAGAGACGGCUCGCUGAAGCCACAUGUGACCGGCGUGCGCUCCCCUCCUCAGUCCUACAGCAUUUUUCUCCCUCCAUGCCAGAUUUGGUACAUCAUCACACGCACAAAGAGCAGAGUCAGAUGCUUGACAACGGCGCGACUGAAUAAAGAAACAGUUAAAGCCUGUUCAUUCAUGGUCGUGGUGGGCGUGCUGAUGUGCAAACUCGGGCGGUGGAGUAAAAACACACUGUCCUACCUGCCUGCCUGCCUGCCUGCCUGCCUGCCUGCCCGCGUCUGCUGCUUUCAGGUGAGAAACGGCAGGCGGGUGGCCGGUCACACUCUCACAGUUGACAGCACAACACUAAAACUGCUUAGGUGCUUUAAGCUUAGGUAAUGGCGGCGUCGGGGAUGUGACCAGGAACAAGCUUUUUUAAAAAUAAAACAAAGCAGGACGUCAGAAGGAUCCCACUGGAAAAGAUCGGGAGUGUGAAAAACAUCUGAAAUCCUGGAGACAAACAAACCAUCCCUGAUUGUUCUGCCAAGGAAAUGUCACUUACUGUAGUUGAACUACAGAAUGCCUGAGGAUGUCCUUUUUCCUUCCCUGGUUGUAUCUGUUUCAUACAUCCUGUCCUGUGUACCAGUUUGUACGUCCUUGGUGUGUGUGUGUGUGUGUUUAUGACCACAUCCCUUCCACAUGCCCUCUCCUGCUCCUUGAUCCAAAGCUACUGGGAUCAUCUGAAUAUGCCAUCACAUAUUGACACCUUUCCAGUAGAAUCGGAUCCUUUUGACGAUCUAUCAGGGACGGGGCCAAUCAGAUCGGAAAGAGAGUGUGUUUGUACAUGUGUGUGUGUGAGCGUGGCGUUUAAUCUUCUAUCUCCGUCUCGUCCGGUGUUUGUCUUCUCACAUGUCAGAGCCAUUAACAAGUGCCUGAACGCAUCCUCUUUAUCUCCUCGUGUAUUUAAAUUGAAAGAUUAAAGACUCCCUGUAUUGAAUUAGACCCAAUUUUUUUUUUAAUGCUUAGUAUUUUUACCUCUGUAAAAAAAGAGCAAAAAUUAUAUUAUAUAUAUCAAGUGUAUGUUGUACAUUUUUAUUUCUAUUUUGUUUUUUAAAAUAACUGUUUCUAACAUGUACGAUGGAUGUAGCUCUUGCUUUCGAGAAGGAACAGGAAGUACUUUGUAGAUACCGAAGGGGUGGCCAGGUCUGUGAGAAAACUAAAGUGAAAUGUGUGUCUUACCUUCCGCCUCCAAUAAAAUGAAAGAAAACAGUGAAACCA